This is a messenger RNA of Lachancea nothofagi CBS 11611, 1272 nucleotides long. NCBI's taxonomy places the organism in Eukaryota, Fungi, Ascomycota, Saccharomycetes, Saccharomycetales, Saccharomycetaceae. The record is from the annotation of a GenBank genome assembly.
AUGUUUCCCGGUGCCGGACGUCAAUCCUACGCCAAUCAAGAACAACAAAACCAGGCUCACUUGCCAAGACCCAAUGGACCACCCCCAGGGUUCGGACAGCAGCAGUACGGCAGGCCUGGCGCACCACCUCCAAAUAUGCAAAACAACAACUCGUACGUUCAGCAAGGCUACGAAAGGCCUUACCAGGCACCUCCCAACAACAACGGCGGGCAGAACCGCAACGACAUUCAAGCCAACCACGCUCAACCUGGCUUCGUGAAUGGUCCCAACUCGUACCAACAGCCUCAAAACCUCUCAGCCCCUCCGCAGCAGGCCCAAUUAGCCGGCAGCGGUAGUAACAACGAGUUUUCGUACCAGUACUCGCAAUGUACCGGGAGACGCAAAGGUCUACUCAUCGGCAUAAACUACUUCGGCACUCAAAGCGAACUUCGUGGCUGUAUCAACGAUGUUCGUAACAUUCACGACUUUUUGACAACUCGCUACGGGUACAACCCUGACGAUAUCGUGGUGCUUACCGACGAUCAACAGGAAACUUCGAGAGUUCCUCUGAGACAGAAUAUUCUUCGUGCCAUGCAAUGGCUUGUGAGCGGAGCGCAACCCAACGAUGCGCUUUUUUUCCACUACUCAGGUCAUGGUGGACAAACUAAAGAUCUUGAUGGCGACGAAGAAGAUGGAAUGGAUGACGUUAUCUACCCAGUUGACUUCCAAUCACAAGGCCAUAUUAUUGACGAUGAAAUGCACGACAUUUUGGUCAAGUCUCUCCCGCCAGGAGUAAGACUGACCACUCUCUUUGACUCCUGUCAUUCUGGCACUGUUUUGGAUUUGCCUUAUACAUACUCUACUAAAGGUGUCGUGAAGGAGCCCAAUCUAUGGAAAGAUGUGGGCCAGGAUGGGUUACAAGCUGCUAUGGCCUAUGCCACUGGUAAUACCGGUAACAUGCUCAACUCAUUGGGAUCUAUGUUCAAAAGUGCAACCAGGAAAGCUACAGGAAACUCCAACCGCGACUACGUGAAACAGGUCAAGUUCUCCGCUGCAGAUAUUAUUAUGAUUAGUGGGUCUAAGGACAAUCAAACCUCUGCAGAUGCAGUAGAGAAUGGGCAAGCCAGUGGUGCUAUGUCCCAUGCAUUUGUCAAGGUAUUGAGUACUCAACCUCAACAGACUUUUUUGAGUUUGUUGCAAAACAUGAGAGCAGAGUUGAGUGGUAAGUACACUCAGAAGCCGCAAUUAUCAAGCUCCCACCCCAUCAACGUGAACUUGCAGUUCUUGUUAUAG